GGGGGGGGAGCGGGUUGGCGAGCAGAAGGGCGGCCGUGGGGGAAGGGCGCCAGCUGGUCCAGAAGCCCGCGAUGCUCCCGCCUUCCUCGUCGCCCUCCUCCUCCCUCAGGGCCAGGCCGCUCGUCCAGGUGUGGCCGCUGACGCCCUCCCGCCGGAGCUGAUGCUCCCCUCGGGCGAGGCGGCAGCCCUGAGGCAGGGGGAGCGCCGCUUCCCUCUCUCCCCCGGCCCCGCCCUGCCGCCGGGGACCCCCCGCCGCCCCGGCGGAGGGAGGAGGAGGGCUCGGACCAUGGCCUGGGGCUCCCCCCCGCGGCCGCUCCUCCUCGUCCUCCUCCCCCCCCUCCGCGCCUUCCCGCUCUCGCUCACCCCGAAGGAGCCGGGCAGCAGCGGCAGAAGCGGGCCGAGCCGGCGAGGGGCAAGAUGGGCGUGAAGUCCCGCAAGGCGGCGGCAGCGGCAGCAGCAGCAGCAGCACAGACCGCCGACCGCCCGGCGGCCCCCGGCGGGGACCUGGAAGGCAAGCCGGCCGGAGGGGAGCUGGCCUCGGCCGGGGACCUGGAGCAAGGCACGCUGGCUCUGGGCGCCGCCGGGGCGGACCGGGACGGGGCCCUGCUGCUGGAAGGGGCGGGCAGGGAAGGCGGCGGGAGGCGCUCGGCGCCCGCCAUCGGCUUGCUGGCCAAGACCCCGCUGAGCCGGCCGGUCAAGAGGAACAACGUCAAGUACCGGCGGAUCCAGACGUUGAUCUACGACGCGCUGGAGCGGCCGCGGGGCUGGGCGCUGCUCUACCACGCCUUCGUAUUUCUGAUAGUGCUGGGAUGCUUGAUUUUAGCAGUGCUGACCACUUUCGGAGAAUACGAAAAAGCUUCGGGAUAUUGGCUGUUGCUUUUGGAAACCUUUGCCAUUUUCAUCUUCGGAGCGGAAUUUGCCUUAAGGAUCUGGGCAGCUGGCUGCUGCUGCCGGUACAAGGGAUGGCGUGGGAGACUCAAAUUCGCCAGAAAGCCUCUCUGUAUGUUGGAUAUCUUUGUACUGAUUGCCUCUGUCCCAGUGGUAGCUGUUGGCAACCAAGGCAACGUGCUAGCUACAUCUCUGAGGAGUCUCCGCUUCCUCCAGAUCCUGAGGAUGCUGCGUAUGGACCGUAGAGGUGGCACCUGGAAGCUUCUGGGAUCAGCUAUUUGUGCACACAGCAAAGAGCUCAUCACCGCCUGGUACAUCGGGUUCUUGACCCUUAUUCUCUCCUCAUUCCUGGUUUAUCUGGUGGAGAAGGACGUGCUGGAAAAAGAUGAGGAUGGGAAAGAGACGAAAGAGUUUGGGACCUAUGCUGAUGCCCUCUGGUGGGGACUGAUUACGCUGGCAACCAUCGGCUACGGGGACAAGACACCGAAAACGUGGGAAGGGCGCUUGAUUGCAGCAACGUUUUCCCUUGUCGGAGUUUCGUUUUUUGCCCUUCCAGCUGGCAUUUUGGGUUCAGGACUGGCCCUAAAAGUCCAGGAACAACAUCGCCAAAAGCACUUUGAAAAAAGAAGGAAACCUGCAGCUGAACUCAUACAGGCUGCCUGGAGGUACUACGCUACUAAUCCCAAUAGGCUAGAUCUUGUUGCCACAUGGAGGUUUUACGAGUCCAUUGUAUCAUUUCCAUAUUUCAGGAAAGAACAAAUGGAUGGCACCAGCCAAAAGCUGGGUCUCUUGGAUCGUGUUCGUGGUAGCAAUCCUAAAGGAAAGCUGUUUACUCCUCUGAAUGUAGAUGCAAUUGAAGAAAGUCCUUCCAAAGAGUCUAAGAACAUUGUCUUGAUUAACCGAGACCGAUUCCGUACUGCCUUCCGAAUGAAAGCUUAUGCAUUCUGGCAAAGCUCAGAAGAUGCUGGAACUGGGGACCCCCUGGCGGAAGACAGGGGAUACAGCAAUGAGCUCCUUAUGGAAGACCUUAUCCCCACGCUGAAGAUGGUCAUCCGAGCUGUUAGGAUUCUACAGUUCCGCCUGUAUAAGAAAAGAUUCAAGGAAACUUUGAGGCCUUACGAUGUAAAGGAUGUGAUAGAGCAAUAUUCAGCUGGACAUCUCGACAUGCUUUCCAGAAUCAAAUACCUUCAAGCAAGAAUAGAUAUGGUUUUUGCACCUGGGCCUCCAUCUACUCCCAGACACAGAAAAUCACAGAAAGGAGGCACAUUCUCUUACCCUUCUCAGCAGUCUCCAAGGAAUGAGCCAUUCAUAAGCAAAGCAUCUGCAGAUGAUCCUGAAGACCAAAGCAUGAUGGGCAAAUUCGUCAGAGUUGAAAGACAGGUCCACGACAUGGGGAAGAAACUGGACUUUUUAGUGGACAUGCACAAGCAGCAUAUGGGGCAGCUGCAGGUCCAGGUCACCGACACCUGUCCUUUGAAAGACACCCCAUCCCCGGCUGAGGAUAACCGGUUCUCUGAACUCAAAUCCAUCAUCUACAAAUACGCCAAGCCUUCCAUUCAUGAGCUGUCUCCCAGCUUCCAUCACGUCCCCAUAAACAAAGUCCCUCCUUUUGGGUUCUCCAGCCAGGACUGUGGUCACCACCCCUUUUCACUGCCCCUCGGUGAGCAGAACUCAGGCCGAUGGCCAUCCCUGCCCUUCUCCACGGCCUACUCAGAAAGGCCCACAGUCCUGCCAAUACUGACUUUCAUGGACCCUCAGGUUUCUUUCCAGUCCCCGCCAAGAGAGCUCUGGAACUCCCAUUCGGACAGAAUCUCCCCAAGACAGAGGCCAAGCACGACAAGGGACAGCGACACCCCCUUAUCUCUGCUCUCGGUCAAUCACGAGGAACUCGAACGUUCCCCGAGCGGGUUUAGCAUCUCUCAAGAUAAAGAUGAUUUCCUGUUCGGGCCAAACGGCGGAAACAGUUGGAUGAAAGAAAAACGCUAUUUGGCUGAGGGGGAAACAGACACGGAUACUGACCCUUUCACCCCCAGUGGGUCUAUGCCUCUGUCCUCCACGGGGGAUGGGAUUUCCGAGGCAAUAUGGACUCCUUCAAGCAAGCCAAUUUAAUCUUCUCUACGGGGGUGGGACGCGGGAGGGUGGCUCUUUCUUGUCCUGUACACUUCAAAACUUUGUAUAUCUUAUGGUACAUGCCCAAAGCUUCCUCCCUCAAAAGCAAAAAAAAAAAAAAAGCAACCCACCACGCCCAUCCCCUCCACCACGAUGGUUGUUUCUGCAUGCUGGGUGUUCGUGGACUUCUUUCUCCACCAUUUCACACAGUUGGGUGAUGCAGUUCUCCCGCGGCUGCCAAAACGAAGUGGCAAAAGAUUUGCGCAGGGUUUUUUUUUUCUUCUUCUUUUUUUCUUGUUUGCAUGACUUUAUGCUCUAAGGAUACAGGGAAUUUCCUCCAUGAUUAAAACCAUGAAAAAAUAAUAAGAACAACAACGCUGUUGCUCGAUAAGUCAAGGGUCAGAUUGAUGCCAGGGCUAAAGACACCACAAAGGUGGAAAGAUUACAGGCUGCCACUUUGUGAGCAAAACAACCCUCAUUUCUAGAAUGAUGCCCUUGGCGAGGUGUGCAUGCAUUUGCAUCAUUCCUCUUUGCAAUUUUAGCUGUUUCCCUCUUGGCCGUCCAUUUUGUUCUCUCCCAUGUCGUCACACUAGGCUGAUUAUUUCUGUUCAUUUGACCUCUUUGCUCCUGCACCUAUGUAAGAAACCAGAGAAUAUAACACAUUCCACUAUCCAGAGAAUUGAAGUGUUUUUCUGCACAACUUGACAUGUUGAUGAUUUCUGUAGAGCUUAGGCAUGCUUAAUCUGCUUUGAAUAUUGUCUUCACUCGUCAUCUCCAUGAUGUCCACGGGUCAAAGUCCAUGGGCCAAAUAGCCAAACCGUCAUUUCUGGUCUCUUUAAGUUUCCUUGAGUUAGGCAAGUCAACAUUUUAACUGAUGUUUGUUGGCCUUCACACAGCACUUCUGCCACGUCACGCUUGUCCCUUUACGAUGGUCGUCAUAUCUGUAACACUUAACAACAUUAAUCUCUUCCUGAAUUAUGAUGAGAGAUGGGUCACUAAGACAUAGUUUGGUUAUCUCUCAGCUGCUUAUAGAAUGACAUCUACAUACUCCUUCUCUUAUUCCAAAAGUAGUGUUUCUCAACCUCAACAACUUCGAUAUAUGUGGACUUCAGCUCUCAGAAUUGGGGAAUCCGGAGAGUUGAAACCCAGACAUCUAGGAUGUCUGUGCAGAUUCUCAGUCAUCCAGUCAUGGUUGUCAUAUAAAUCCUUCCAUUCUCCACCAUUCAGUCAGGAAGCUUCUUGGAUGAGAAGUGAAAUAUCUUCAAGCAAAACAAGAAACUCCAGUUGCCUUCUGAAAGAAAGCUGCUUUGGGACACACUUCUGGAAGUUGCCAGGACUGAGAAACAUUGCCUUAGAGGGUUUCAAUAUACAAUUUACUAGACCAGUGGUUCUCAACCUAUGGGUCGCGACCCCAUUUGGGAUCGAUCGACCAUUUUACGGGGGCCGCCAAACAAGGCGAUCCGCCAUUUUCCCCCCUCGGGGC
Molecule: messenger RNA, 4480 nt
Organism: Crotalus tigris (Tiger rattlesnake)
Lineage: Eukaryota; Metazoa; Chordata; Lepidosauria; Squamata; Viperidae
Gene: KCNQ3
Product: potassium voltage-gated channel subfamily Q member 3
Exons: 15
Coding region: 418-2997 (859 amino acids)
Biological process (GO): transmembrane transport; potassium ion transport
Cellular component (GO): membrane
Molecular function (GO): voltage-gated potassium channel activity
Source: RefSeq, a predicted model, not a curated record